Molecule: messenger RNA, 3142 nt
Organism: Pectinophora gossypiella (pink bollworm)
Lineage: Eukaryota; Metazoa; Arthropoda; Insecta; Lepidoptera; Gelechiidae
Gene: ArfGAP3
Product: ADP-ribosylation factor GTPase-activating protein 2
Exons: 11
Coding region: 28-1581 (517 amino acids)
Biological process (GO): COPI coating of Golgi vesicle
Molecular function (GO): GTPase activator activity
Source: RefSeq, a predicted model, not a curated record
AACUUGACAAUUGACAACACGUCGAAAAUGGCUGACUCGGGGCCAAGUAAAGGCGAUAUUGAAGCAAUUUUUCAAAGAUUACGUGCUAUCCCUUCCAAUAAAAUAUGUUUCGACUGCAACGCGAAGAACCCUACGUGGUCGUCGGUGACGUACGGGGUGUUCAUCUGCCUGGACUGCUCGGCCGUGCACCGUGGGCUGGGUGUGCAUCUCACCUUCGUGCGCUCCACGCAGCUGGACACCAACUGGACAUGGAAGCAGCUGCGCAACAUGCAGCUCGGCGGGAACGUCAACGCGACACAGUUCUUCCGGACGCACGGGCUGGUGACUGAGGAUGCGCGACAGAAGUACAGCUCGCGCGUGGCGCAAAUGUACCGAGACAAGCUCAGCACUAUGUCCGACCAGGCCAUGAAGACCUACGGCACCAAGCUGCACCUGGACCCGGCGCCGGCGGAGACCAAGGAGACGAAGGAGCCUGAGGUAGACUGGUUCGAUGCACACACCGAACCUAACUCUAACCAGCUUGCGCACGACCAGGAGCCGGUGGCCCUGGGCGCCGCGAGCUCGGCGUUCAGCUCGGAGGCGCGGCUGUGGGGCGCCGCCCCCGCCGCGGAGGGCGACGCGCCGCGCCCCGCCUCCAUCGGGGCUCGCAGGCCACAGGCCAAGCGCUCCGGGCUGGGCGCGCGCAAGGGCGGGCUGGGCGCCACCAAGGUGUCCGCCAAUUUCGACGACAUCGAGCGUGAAGCCAUCAUGGCGGAAAAACUCAAAAUGGAGGCGGCGGCCGCGGCGCCGGGCGGCGGGGGCGGGGGCUCCGCCACGCUGGAGGCGGUGGAGGCGGAGGUGGCGUCCCUGCGGCUGGCGUACUCGCCCGCCGCCUCCAAGCAGCAGCAGGACCGCCUCGGCAUCGCCGCCGCCUCGCGCAACCAUGCGCCCGGCGUGUCCCACAGCGCGGCGGCCGACAUGACGGUGAUCGAGCAGGAAGGUGCGCCUGCGCCCGCGCACGCCCUCGACGACAUGGACGACUUCAACUCCGUCUUCACUAUGAUACGGAACGAGCCGUACGGGCGCGGUGUAGACUCGCUGGGCUCCAUGGGCCCGCUGGGCGGCGGCGGCGGCGGCGGCGCCCCCCGCGGCAAGCCCGCGCUGUCGUCGUCGUGGGAGGACAUCGCGCCCGAGCCGCCGCGCGGGGUGCGCAGCAUGUUCGCGCCCGACGAGCCGCGGCCCGCGCCCGCGCCCCGCAAGCCCCCCCGGAGGCACGAGCCCGGGGACGAGGACACCGCCGUCAAGAAGUUCGGCUCCGCUAAGGCGAUCAGCUCCGCGCAGUUCUUCGGGGAACAGGACAGCCGCUGGGAGCGCGACGCCAACCUGUCCCGCUUCCAGGGCAGCACCAGCAUCUCGUCGGCCGAGUACUUCGGGGACCGCAGCCCCGGCCCGCCGCGCCCGCCGCCCGGCUUCAGCGUGUCCGCGCCCGACCUGGACGAGGUGCGCGAGUCCGUGCGUGCGGGCGUGACGCGCGUGGCGGGGCGCCUGUCGUCGCUGGCCAACGGCGUGGUGUCCUCCAUCCAGGAGCGCUACGGGUACUGAGCCGGCCCGCGACACGCACCUUUUGUACGUUUUCUAUUCCGCGAACAUUGUGCAAUAUGCAUUGACCUGGUAAUUCAUGGACGCCGGGACAACCCUCCAAAGUUUCUCAGUCAUAACAUACGAAAGACACUAAAUAACAAUGAGGGUGAGUUUUUUACUCCAGACGUCGCUUCGUAGGCAUCUGAUGCACACAAUUUCAAAUGACGAGGGUUUUCCGAAAGCUGACGCCACCUUGACAAGAGGUCUCCCAUCUCAACAAUACGCGCUAUUAAAACGUGACGUCAUCUCAGAAAAAUCUCCGCGUUCCAACGUUAUUUCUCCUUUGGCAUCGCCAAGUUGACGGUACCACAACACAUAUUAAAGUGAAUCUUGCAUCAGUUCCGGCGUCCAUUUGUAACUUGAUCAAUGUCAAUAUACGUAGACGGGAGCAUCUCUCGCACUGUAGAAACCAUGUUAUAUAUACUGUCACCGUGUAAAUAUUGUAUGUAACGAAGUAUGAUAGUGGCCACGCAGCGAUCCCACGUUCGAUUCUUGUUCAAAGUUCUGCGGAGACUCGUGUUACUGUUGUCCGGACUGCUACUGCUAAUGUUGUCUACAUUAUCACAAUACACAAAAUAAUUGGAAUUAGUCUGAGUUUUGAAAUUAAUUACAUUCCGUUUUUUUUCUAAAGUCGUGAUGGCUGCGCGUGAUGUUAUUGCGCUCAUGGAGCAAAACAUAUGUUGUGACGUCACGAGAGACGACAGCCAGCGCACCAACGUAGCGCUACUGAACAUACACCAUACACACAAGGCGCAAGGACCCCGAUACCGACCCCGCCGGCGUGGUCGACGAUUUCCCUCAUUCAGCGCUUAUCGCUAUCGACCCACUAGGGUCGAUUAAUUCUUUCAAAUAUUUUUCCUCUCAGACGACGCCCUGAGCCGAGAUUCGCGCCCAACUGGGCACCCUCAGGCCUGUUGUCUUAAACGUUGUACCGGGUGAGAGCCUUCAGCGCUCCCCAUUUGUCCGGCCAAGUAGUUAAUGCCAUCUGUGGCAAAUCUACAAUAAAAAAAAAAACAAGGCGCGCCGCGCUGACGUCACGCGAUGACGUCACGACGUGCUGAUCACAGACAGUACAGCGCAUUUACCUUCCUAGCAAAUAUUAUAUUUAUUUUUACACAAUCUUUUGGUGAUAGGUCGUUUAUUUUUAUAACAUCUCGUCGUAAGUUAUGUUGAUUUAGUUGUUAGACCGCGUCGGCGCGGCCGGCGCGACGCGUUAGUGUUAUUGCAUCUUUACGUUUUGACAAAUAUUAUAAGAAUAAAUUGCCAGCCGCGCCGUGCUCGCGGGGCACGGAGGGCCGGCGCAGUAUUACCCGUGACGUCACCGCCGCGAGCCCGGGCGCGUGCUCUCCGAAGCCACGAAUCUGUGUAUUUAGUUGAUAUGUAAUUAAACGUUGUACUUUAUUCCUAAUUGUAUUUAAAGUUGUUCGGCUACUUGAGUAAAUAAAAAUUAGUAUUUGUAUAAAAAUAAUUUGUUUUUAGAUAAUAAUUAUUGAUAUAAAUAUACAAAAUUAUAUUUGCUAAA